AUGAAUUCAUUUACUUCAUUUGUUACUGAAAUUCCCUUUAGCUACUAUAGCUUACCCUUUUGCAUGCCCCAAGAGGGUGUGAAUGACAGUGCCAUGAACCUUCUUGGUGAGCUCCUUAUGGGUGAUAAGAUUAAGAAUUAUCCGUACAGAUUUAAGAUGUACACCAAUGAGACAAAGAUCUUUCUCUGUCAAACCAAGCCAUUGUUGGGUGAUGAAGUUAAGCUUUUGAAGAAGAGGAUUGAUGAGAUGUAUCAGGUUAAUUUGAUUCUUGAUAAUUUACCCGCCACUUGGUAUAUUAGGAGGGAGGGUUUUUCCUUGCGGUGGACAGGUUAUCCUGUGGGAAUUAAGGUUCAAGAUGUGUAUUAUGUGAUUAAUCACUUGAAAUUUACAGUUCUUGUUCAUAAGUAUGAGGAGACCAAUGUGGCUCGUGUGAUUGGUACUGGGGAUAGGGCCGAGGUGAUCCCUACGGUUGGGAAGUCGGGAUCAGAGAAGCCUAAAUACAUGAUUGUUGGGUUUGAGGUGGUCCCUUGUAGUAUCCAACACAAUGCUGAGUCACUGCAGAAUUUGAAAAUGCGGGAUCUGACUCGGUAUGAGGAACUGGAUAAGGAAGCUCAAGCCCAGAUGAAUGAGGAGUUAUCAGGGUGGAAACUUGUUGUGGGAGAUGUUUUUCGCGCUCCAAGGAAUCCUUCACUUCUGUGUGUUAUGGUGGGCAAUGGGGUCCAGAUUCUUGGGAUGGCAGUUGUGACGAUUUUGUUUGCCGCUCUCGGGUUCAUGUCCCCAGCUUCUCGUGGAACACUGAUAACAGGUAUGUUAUUUUUCUACAUGAUUCUCGGAAUUGCAGCUGGUUAUGUUGCUGUUCGUAUGUGGAGGACAAUCUUCUGUGGCGAUCACAAAGGAUGGGUUUCAGUCUCUUGGCGGGUUGCUUGUUUCUUCCCUGGUAUUGCCUUUUUUAUUCUAACGACGUUGAAUUUCUUAUUGUGGGGCAGUCACAGCACAGGAGCCAUCCCUUUUUCUCUCUUUGUAAUACUCAUUUUGUUGUGGUUCUGUAUCUCGGUUCCCCUUACCCUUGUUGGUGGUUACUUUGGGGCAAGGGCACCUCAUAUUGAAUACCCUGUUCGAACCAAUCAGAUCCCUCGGGAAAUCCCAGCCCAAAGAUACCCAUCUUGGCUUUUAGUUCUUGGGGCUGGGACUCUCCCAUUUGGUACACUGUUCAUCGAACUCUUUUUCAUCAUGUCCAGUAUUUGGAUGGGCCGUGUAUACUAUGUUUUUGGAUUCCUCUUCAUUGUUUUGACCCUUCUUGUGGUGGUUUGUGCUGAAGUGUCUCUCGUUCUAACCUACAUGCAUCUCUGUGUGGAGGACUGGAAAUGGUGGUGGAAAUCCUUCUUUGCGUCUGGUUCAGUUGCCAUAUACAUCUUUCUUUACUCCAUAAACUAUCUGGUUUUCGAUCUAAAGAGUUUGAGUGGACCUGUCUCUGCCACUCUUUACUUGGGAUAUUCACUCUUCAUGGUUCUAGCAAUUAUGCUUGCAACAGGCACGGUCGGGUUCCUUUCUUCGUUUUGGUUUGUGCAUUACUUGUUCUCCUCAGUGAAGCUGGACUGA
Ilex paraguariensis (yerba mate) is the source of this 1599-nucleotide messenger RNA. The record is from the annotation of a GenBank genome assembly. Lineage: Eukaryota; Viridiplantae; Streptophyta; Magnoliopsida; Aquifoliales; Aquifoliaceae.